AUGCCCCAGACACGGAGUCGGGUCAAGCGGCAGCGGAUCUGCCCCUGGUGCUCACAGUCGUUCUCCAAAGAGGAACAUCUGGCCCGCCACAUACGCUCGCAUACGAAGGAAAAGCCCUUCGGCUGUGUGACGUGCGGCAAGUCUUUUAGUCGCCAUGAUUCCCUGCUUCGACACGCUAGGUCGCAUCAAUCUGCCAGUAUCUCGUCAGAGACGCCUACCGGGCCUGAUCAUUCCGCCUUAAAUAUUUCUUAUAGUGCUGGGGGUGAUUCCCUCCCACACAUUCCAGGGAGAACAUCGUCCUUUGGCACCGCCACAAAUGAAGCAACCUCCAGUUUAUUCUCGCCAACUCAGCCCCGUGCUGUGCUCUCCAGUGACAGUGCACUCGCCCAGCCUCGUCUACCCGGUUGGCUGGAAACCAUCGUUCAGUCACCAAACUUCGGCAGCCAUGAGAAUGCUAAUUCCCAAGCUGCUUCUUUCGGUGCUCUCGACGGCAUGUUUCAGGAGGAUUCCAGCAUGCAAUGGAAUCUCAACCUGGACUCUCAGGUGCCGACCUGGCUGGCCGACGAGGACUUCGACCUGAAUGCGUUGAAUUCCUCGGUGAUGGCAACUACCAUGUCCUACUUUUCGCCUCUCAAUACCGGGAGCGAGAUUGAUCCUCUUAUUUUUGCGGUUCAACCGCCAGAUGACCCAAUAAUGGAUCGUAAAGAAGAUCAGGCUCGUCAGAGGUGGUUUACAUACAUUGGGACGCAUGAUCCGGGAUAUAUCACUCCAGAUGCGAUUCCUGAACAAACAGAGGUGGACGAGCGGUAUCGAGAGAACUUGUCUCAGCGGCUUCAGCAACGUGUUCCAACGGAGCCUCUGCCGUCCACGGACUUUUUGAACCUCUGUAUUCAAAUGUACUUUACUAGGUUCAAUCCCAUCUUCCCGGUAGUACAUGCUCCAACAUUCCGCCCCUCAGCAAAAAGCUCGCUUUUGCUUCUAUCCAUCUGCUCAGUGGGGAGUCUCUUCGUUGGUUCGAACUACGCCGUUGCCCAAGGCUUGAGGAUAUUUGAAAGGCUCAACAAGGCCAUAUUAGCAUCAUGGGAGAAAUACCUGGGCGAGGCCCUCGCAAUGACUCAAGCAGCCUUGAUUGGGCAAACGUUCGGAAUGCUAUCAGGCAAGCCGAGAAACUUGCUCAUCGUGCAAACCUUCCAUGGGACGGUGGUUACUUGGGCGCGUCGAUACAAGAUGUUCCAAGUCCAUCGGGCGACAGACCAAGUGCAAGCAAACUCUCUCACUCAUACAGCAGAAGAAGUUUGGAAAUCCUGGGCACAUGCCGAGGAGCAGAUUCGGGUUGCUGCUGGCCUCUAUAUCCUUGAUUCUGAGAUUUCUGAACUUUUCAUGACACACCCGUUCAUGCAACAUGCGGAGUCGACGCUUCCUCUGACUGCAAGCAAUGAGCUCUGGGUUGCUCCAACCGGCGCACAAUGGAAAGCUACAAUGAACAGCGAGCAGUCUGCCGCACGGCCCGAUGUCCCUCUAACAGAGAUAUCAGACCAAUCAUCAGAGAAGCCUCGCUCGGGACUCGACAUGGGAUCAUCAAGCAGAUUCCGUCAGUACACUAAACUGCAAGGUAUAGUCGCUUCGAUAAUGGAAAAGCGAACUUCCCCGGCUGCGUGGACCGACAAAACCCGUCAUCAAUUCGAAAAACAAUUGAUUCAAUUCUUUGACCAACAUCUCAGAUCCAAGAUAGACAGCGGCACCGACCCUUUCUGUCUAGAGGUAUUAUGGCAUUCGACAUUCAUGUCUCUCUUCGUCGACUUCAAUCGACUGGAGCUUGUGAUGGGCCGCGAUGGAUACAAUGAAUCAGUGCCCCAUCGGGAUUAUGUUUAUAAAUGGGCUUCGUCGCAUGAAGGCCAUCGCUGCGCUCUUCACGGGGCACUGAUCCUGCGUAUACUCCAGAGCAUGACCUUGGGAGUGGAGCCAGCUAUCCACGUACCGCGAGCUCUGUACCGCGCAGCGACAGUGUGGUACGCAUACUCGGAGUUUGGCAUUGAUGAACAACAUACGGGCACAUCAACAGCACCCAGUAUGGAUUUUCCGGAGCUGGCCCGACUGAACGUUAAUAGUCAGACCCUUCUUUUCGAAGCAAAUGGCUAUAAAUCUACAAAGCCCAAGACGCAGGAAUCUAGCACGCUUUGUGGAUUGAUUGAUCUGUUGCGGAGGAUUGGCCAUUGGGGACUAUCUAGGAAAUUCGCUGAGCAAAUAGUUUUCGUGCUACAGGGGGUUACGGAGCAGGAAGCCCAGGGAGCUCUCUUUUAG
Penicillium lagena is the source of this 2301-nucleotide messenger RNA. RefSeq lists its product as uncharacterized. The transcript is spliced from 3 exons. Gene Ontology annotation, cellular component: chromatin. Bases 1 to 2301 code for a protein of 766 amino acids. Gene Ontology annotation, biological process: DNA-templated transcription; regulation of transcription by RNA polymerase II. Gene Ontology annotation, molecular function: zinc ion binding; RNA polymerase II cis-regulatory region sequence-specific DNA binding; DNA-binding transcription factor activity, RNA polymerase II-specific. NCBI's taxonomy places the organism in Eukaryota, Fungi, Ascomycota, Eurotiomycetes, Eurotiales, Aspergillaceae. The record is from RefSeq and is a predicted model, not a curated record.